Theileria equi strain WA is the source of this 669-nucleotide messenger RNA. RefSeq lists its product as hypothetical. The transcript is spliced from 2 exons. The coding region runs from base 88 to 669 and encodes 193 amino acids. The record is from RefSeq and is a predicted model, not a curated record. NCBI's taxonomy places the organism in Eukaryota, Apicomplexa, Aconoidasida, Piroplasmida, Theileriidae.
AUUUAAUUACUAUAUUUAAAAUAAAGUAGCUUUAAGUUGUAGCACAAGCAGAGGCAUAUACAACAACGCGGGUACACAUUGACAAGGAUGAAGGGCGAAUAUUACGGUCAAGUAAACUCUUCCAUCGUUACCCCAAAGCAGUUUUACCCAGAGUACUGCGAAUUCAACCAGGCACCGCAGAGUGAAUUCAAGUGUGUAUCCUACAUACCGUCACAAGAAGGAGGCCUCAUGGUCAAUGAUAAUUACAACUUUUCAGAUGGGUAUAGCAUUGACCAACAAGCUUUCCAGCACCCUGUACCGGUACACACUGUGAUAGAAGCCAAUGAUCACAAUUGGCAGAAUGUCCAAGGGACACAAUUUGAAGGUUUUUAUGGACAAGAGAGCAAUAUUGUCCCAAAUGGCAGCGAUUUAAAUAGGACAAAUGGCGUAGAAGGCGUCAGCAUCAGUCAAGGUUUGACUAACCCCUUUCCUGCACCAGAGUUUGAUCAACAAACUAUACCAUUUACACCUGGUUUCUUUGCAUCCAACGCGGCCUUCAAGAGGAUCCCGCUAAAUCCAGGCAAGAGCAUUUUUAGAAGGAGAAGACCAGGCGAUUGCGUGAGCGAGUGGAGCAAUGCUUUCAAUAACGAUUUUGAUGAGCUUCAAAAUCCCUACUGCUGUUCAAAUUAA